AAAUCUCUUAAACUUUAGUAGCUUCUUUUCUCGACCAAUUCUGUUUUUCUUAGGGUUUGGUUUGGCAUGUUGUUUUGGUCGGUAUUUUAUCGUACUAGGUGUUUCCAUUCGACUGAAACUGAGGGAAAUCAUCAUGAACGGUAGUUGGAUUACAAUCCUCUCUUUGUUGGUAAUUUCUCAGCUGGCUUCUUCGAAAGUAACGUUGAUCGGGAAAAACACAUUUCUCUCAUUUGAUGAUGUCGAAGCAAAUUUCACACCAGUUGUUAGAAGAUCGGGAGAAUACGGAUUGUUGUACGCUGCAGAGCCUCUUGAUGCGUGCUCGUACUUAACAAACAUGGCGGAAAAAGGUUCGAAAUUUAGGCCCUCGUAUGUAUUGAUCGUCCGUGGUGGCUGUAGUUUUGAGGAAAAAAUAAGAAAUGCGCAGGAAGCUGGAUACAAAGCUGCGAUCGUCUAUAACGAUAGAUAUGAGGAGCUCUUAGUACGUAUGGCAGGAAAUUCAUCUGGUGUCUAUAUACAUGGUGUGCUUGUUACAAGAACAUCAGGGGAGGUACUUAAAGAGUAUACCAGUCGAGCUGAGAUGGAGCUCUUGCUCAUCCCGGGAUUCGGGAUUUCAUCUUGGUCAAUCAUGGCUAUCACUUUCGUAUCGUUACUCGUCAUUUCUGCCGUCCUAGCCUCUUAUUUCUCUGUCCGUAGGCAUCGAAUUAGACAGCAUGUGAGGGAUUUACAUCAUGGUGGCCAAGGACAUUCUCGUAUGCCAAAAGACUUGUUGCAAAGCAUGCCGACUGAAGUAUAUACCGGUGUUCUUGAAGAAGGUUCGACUUCUGUUACUUGUGCUAUAUGUAUUGAUGAUUAUCGCGUUGGUGAAAUACUCAGGAUCCUACCUUGCAAACACAAAUAUCAUGCGGUGUGUAUCGAUUCUUGGCUCGGACGUUGUAGAUCCUUUUGUCCGGUUUGUAAACAAAAUCCAAGAACAGGAAAUGAUGUACCACCAGCAUCAGAAACAACACCUUUGAUUUCUCCUGGUCCGAACUCUAUUACUUCACUACAAUCGUUUUAUGAUCUACCAAUAGUUGUCAGAGUAUAUCUGUAA
This is a messenger RNA of Arabidopsis thaliana (thale cress), 1090 nucleotides long. RefSeq names its product RING/U-box superfamily protein. Gene Ontology annotation, cellular component: cytoplasm; protein storage vacuole membrane; endomembrane system. The record is from RefSeq and is marked reviewed. Lineage: Eukaryota; Viridiplantae; Streptophyta; Magnoliopsida; Brassicales; Brassicaceae. Bases 134 to 1090 code for a protein of 318 amino acids. The transcript is spliced from 4 exons.